Molecule: messenger RNA, 375 nt
Organism: Iphiclides podalirius (scarce swallowtail)
Lineage: Eukaryota; Metazoa; Arthropoda; Insecta; Lepidoptera; Papilionidae
Source: the annotation of a GenBank genome assembly
AUGGUAAGCGAGCAAGCGGAUGACUCGAAAGAGACGGGUGUGCUGCCGCGGUGCGGUAUAGAAGCCGGCGCGGGCGCAGCGUCGCUGAAAGCUUCGUUUAGCUUCAGUCCUCGCUCAAAGCUCGCUGUGUCAACACGCGCGGGCAGGCACGUGCCGCGUGAGGUCCUCCACGAAUUGUCGAACUGCUACAACAGUGUGACUGUGCCGUGGUGUUGUGUAUUGAUUUGCAUGUAUGUGGCAUACGUCUAUCGGACGGACUGUUACGAAGUGAGUUUUUCGCGGAUGCCCGACGGUCCCAUCGUUCUGCUCUUCAUUCCGGGAAACUGGGCCACGCAGCAGCCUCGGCUGUUGCAUGAAUGGGCAGGCCCGUCCGGG